AUGGAUGCUGCAGCACCCCAUGUUGGCCACCUCUAUACAUUAGUCCUCGCGGAUGUCCUCAAGCGAUGGGCAAAGCUUCGCGGCGAUGAGAGGGCGACUCUACUUACAGGGACCGACGAACAUGGAAUGAAAGUGCAAAAAGCUGCUCAAAAAGCGAAUACCGAUAUAAAAUUGUUCUGCGAUCACCACGCUGAGCAGUUCAAGGCCUUGUGUGACGCUGCCCAUAUUGACUAUGACCGUUUCAUCCGUACCACCGACGAAGACCAUAAGGAGGUUGUCCGAUAUGUCUGGCAAGAGUUAAAUCACAGCGGAUACAUCUACGAAGCCAAACACGAGGGGUGGUACUCGGUCAGCGACGAGACCUUCUAUCCCUCGACCCAAGUCCACAAAGUUCUCGAUCCGUCGACAGGUCUAACGAAGAUCGUGUCUAUCGAGACUGGGAAAGAUGUGGAAUGGACUUCGGAAACGAAUUAUCAUUUCAGGUUGUCCGCCUUUCAGGCUCCGCUGCUGAAGCACUACGGGGAACAGACGGGUGCCGUUGUGCCAAAGCAACGCAUGGCCUUCAUAAUUGACGAGAUUCGAAGUGGGCUCAAGGAUCUCUCUAUUUCUAGACCUUCAUCACGGUUGACAUGGGGCAUUCGGGUUCCAGGUGAUGACAGCCAGACUAUCUACGUCUGGCUCGAUGCCUUAUUCAAUUAUCUGACGAUGACCGGGUAUCCUUUCGUCAACAGAAAUGAUCCCAACAUGGUCUGGCCUCCGAAUUGCCAAGUCAUCGGUAAAGACAUUAUUCGCUUUCACACCAUUUACUGGCCUGCUUUUCUCAUGGCUCUGAAGCUUCCUGUGACCGAACGAAUUCUGACCCAUGCUCACUGGACGAUGAACAAUGAGAAAAUGUCAAAAUCAGCCGGAAAUGGAGUCAAUCCAUUCUAUGCUAUGGACCGAUUCGGGGUGGAUUGCAUUCGGUUCUAUAUGGCACAUAAUGGGGGCAUUGUUGACGAUGCUACAUACGACAACUCCUUCAUUGAAGAAACGUAUAACCACCUGCUGAGAGGUGGCCUCGGAAAUCUGAUCCAUCGUGUUUUCAAGAGCAAAUAUUUCGAUGUUCGCGAAGCGGUCGAGUUGGCCAAUGAAGACGAUAGUUUUUCGAAAUUCAUUACUCAAGAUCAAUGGAAUGCCGGUAACCCGGAGCUGAAAGCUAUCCGUGAGAGUCUCAGAGCUCAUUAUUCCAAAUUAUGCUCUGUAAGAGAAAUUGCAGACAACCACAUGAAAGAACCAGACCCGCGAAAGGCUGUCCAGUCAAUUUGUGAGCUGAUCGGAGAGACAAACAAGUUCUUUCAUAACACUGGAGUCUGGAAAAUUAUUAAGAGUGGAGAUCCCGAAACAAGCCGUAUGGCAAAAUAUGUCCUCUUCACGAGUGCAGAAUCUGUCCGAAUCAUGGCCAUUCUGCUACAGCCUUUUAUGCCUGAAAGAAUGAAAGCCGCCCUAGAUUUGAUGGAAGUCCACGAAUCAAGAAGGACGUUCGAUGAUGCUCUGUUUGGUGCAGAUUUUGCCUAUGGUCCUCCGGCUCUAGAAGCUAAUGCAAAGGUGUCGGCUGAAGUCGUCUUUCCUUUGCUAUUGUCAUCUCAUUGA
This is a messenger RNA of Cladophialophora bantiana CBS 173.52, 1629 nucleotides long. Its product is annotated as methionine-tRNA ligase. NCBI's taxonomy places the organism in Eukaryota, Fungi, Ascomycota, Eurotiomycetes, Chaetothyriales, Herpotrichiellaceae. Gene Ontology annotation, molecular function: methionine-tRNA ligase activity; ATP binding. Gene Ontology annotation, biological process: methionyl-tRNA aminoacylation. Bases 1 to 1629 code for a protein of 542 amino acids. The record is from RefSeq and is a predicted model, not a curated record. The transcript has 2 exons.